This is a messenger RNA of Amborella trichopoda, 1070 nucleotides long. RefSeq names its product nicotinamidase 1. NCBI's taxonomy places the organism in Eukaryota, Viridiplantae, Streptophyta, Magnoliopsida, Amborellales, Amborellaceae. The record is from RefSeq and is a predicted model, not a curated record. Gene Ontology annotation, biological process: pyridine nucleotide salvage. Gene Ontology annotation, molecular function: nicotinamidase activity.
CCAAAAAAGGUGUCUUGAAUUUGAAAUUUGGACCUUAUAUCUGGUGCUAUAUAUCAAUGGCCUUCUUUGUUCGAGAUUGAGAGAGAGAGAGAGAGAGAGACAGAGACAGAGACAGAGACAGAGAUGGUGGCCCCUGUUUUUGAUCUUUUGAAGGCUGAACUUCCAUUGCAGGAGGAGUCCUUUUUUAUCUCUCCAAGUAAAAGGACUGGUCUUGUGCUUGUCGACAUUAACAAUGGUUUUUGCACCCCUGGUGCUGGUAAUCUGGCUCCCAGAGAGCCCAAUAAACAAAUUUCAAGAAUGGUGGAUGAGAGUGUAAGGCUAGCAAGGAUUUUUAGUAAGAAGAAGUGGCCCAUGCUGGCUUUUCUCGAUACCCAUCACCCCAAUAAGCCUGAGCUUCCAUAUCCCCCUCACUGUAUAGCUGGAUCAGGAGAAGAAAAUCUGGUUCCAGCCUUGCAAUGGUUGGAGAAGGACCCAAAUGUCACAAUUCAGAGAAAGGAUUGUAUUAAUGGAUUCAUUGGUUGCAUUCAAAAUGAUGGUACUAAUACCUUUGUGGAUUGGGUGAAGGCCAACAUGGUCCAGGCUAUAUUGGUGGUAGGGAUAUGUACAGAUAUAUGUGUUUUCGACUUUGUUGCGGCUACUUUAUCUGCUAGAAACUGUGGCUUGCUGCCCCCUUUGAAAGAUGUUGCUGUGUAUUCUAAUGGAUGUGCAACUUUUGAUUUCCCCUCGAGCAUUGCUCAAUCUAUUAAAGGAUCUAACCCCCAUCCACAGGAAACCAUGCACCAUAUGGGUCUCUACUUUGCCAAGUUAAGGGGAGCCAAGAUUGUGAAGGAAGUCUCGGUUCCAAAUUAAUCUCUAUGAUAAUCAAUAUGUGAAAUAUGUACACUUUUAAGUGUUUAUGAAAUAAUCCCUAAUUCCCUAUGCUAAAGUUAUAUGAGAUAUCUAAAUAUCAUGUAAUAGAGUGCUUCGCAACAAAGAGCUUGCUUUAUGCUUCAAUGAAAUAUGGUUUGUAGCAAAAGAUGGAUGUUCAUAUCAAUGAAAUAAAAGAUGGAUCCUAUAUAGUUUGAUGUAUU